UCAAUAUAGCACAAUGGCAGCCAAGUUUAUAGUACUUCUAUGCGCGGUGGCUAGCGCUCGCGCUGGCGGUCUCCUGGGUGCAUCAUACGCCGCGCCGCUCACAUACGCCGCUCCUGCGGCCCCGUACGCAUACGCAUCAGCCCCUGUCUACAAAAGUUACGCCGCUCCAGCGCUCUCCGCAUACGCGGCUCCGUCUUUAGCCUACUCGGCUCCAGUCGCCUACUCCGCCCCAGUCGUCAAGGCCGUCGGCCCUGCAGUGUCCUCCGUGUCUUCGUACUCCACUCAGACCGCCCACGCUGCUCCCCUCUACGCUAAGGCCGUAGCUCCAGUUGCGACAUACGCCGCCGCUCCCGUAGCGACAGUAGCCCACGCUCCCUUGGGAUACGCGAGCUACGCCGCGCCCGCUCCCAUCGCGAGCUACGCCGCAUCCGCGCCUCUAACAACCUACGCCGCGCACGCUCCCGUAGCGGCGUACGCGCACUCUCCCGUAGCAACCUACGCCGCCGCUCCCGUCCUGAAGUCCGCAUUGACCUACUCUGCGGCCCCUGCCGUCUCUCACGUGUCAUACGCGGCCGCUCCCGCUGUCGCCACUUACGCCGCCCCCGCCUACCAUUCAUACGCAGCCGCCCCCGCCUACCACUCGUACGCCGCCGCUCCCGUCGUCGCCAAGGCUGUAGCCCCAGCAGUGUCCUACCAGUCAAUCUCCACUCACUCUUCUCCUGUGGCUUAUGCCGCAGCCCCAGUGGUCGCCAAGACCUACGCCGCUCCCGCCGUGACCUACGCGGCAGCCGCCCCCGUCUACGCUAAGACCCUCGCCGCUCCCGCCGUUACCUAUGCCGCCGCUCCUGUUGUCACCAAGGCAGUAGCUCCCGCUGUCUCCUACCAGACCAUCUCCACCCACUCCGCCCCUGUGGCUUACGCCGCAGCUGCCCCGGUAGUGGCUAAGACUUACGCCGCGCCCGCCAUCUCUACCUACCACACCGCUCCUGCCGUCUCCACAUACCACGGCGCUCCUGCUGUAGCCGCCUACCAUGCUGCUCCCGCAGUCGCGUACUCUUCCUACUCCGCUCCCGUUGUGACCAAGACCAUCGCCCCGGCCGUGAGCUACGCUGCCGCCCCCGCUGUGGCAUACUCUGCCGGUCCAGUCCUUAAGUCUGCAGUCCAUUACUCUGCUGCUCCCGCAGUUUCUCAUGUAUCUUACUCCAGCUUGGGCGCAAGCUACGGCUGGUAA
Amyelois transitella is the source of this 1231-nucleotide messenger RNA. RefSeq names its product pupal cuticle protein G1A. The transcript is spliced from 3 exons. NCBI's taxonomy places the organism in Eukaryota, Metazoa, Arthropoda, Insecta, Lepidoptera, Pyralidae. The coding region runs from base 14 to 1231 and encodes 405 amino acids. The record is from RefSeq and is a predicted model, not a curated record.